This is a messenger RNA of Solanum verrucosum, 667 nucleotides long. RefSeq lists its product as uncharacterized. The transcript has 2 exons. The record is from RefSeq and is a predicted model, not a curated record. Lineage: Eukaryota; Viridiplantae; Streptophyta; Magnoliopsida; Solanales; Solanaceae. The coding region runs from base 38 to 667 and encodes 209 amino acids.
AAAAAAACUUCUCUGCGAAAUCCUCUGUAAGUAAACAAUGAAGAAAAAAUUCUGUCUUUGUUAUUGUCCUUCUGUUGUUGAAACAGAGGAUUCUACUGAUCUUCUUCUUUCAACAAACAACAAUAGUACUGUUUCUUCGUCUAUGAAUAUCUUCGUAAAAGAUUCAGACGAAAAAAUAACGAAUCCAUCGUUUAAUAAAAGUAUCCACAAACUUCCUACCCGGAAAAUCUUUUCAUACAAGAAUUUCCCUCGACUUUGUAAAGCCAUAUUGUUUCAAGAUCCUCUGAGAAAUAUUCAGCAACUUGAGAUUGAAUUGAAAAGUAAAGUGAAUUGGAAUAAAGAUGAAAAGUGCUUCAAGAAAUUGGAAAAUCAUGAAUCAAGAAAACCAGAAAUGGAAGUUGAAGAAGUUAAUAAAAUCUCACAAGAAAAAGACAGUUCAGGUUCACAUGAAUCUCAAAAGUUGUCAUCAUCAAAUUGGACAAAUCCAAAAACUUCUAGUACUACUUCAACAUCAUCAUGUGACAAGAAGAAAAAGGACUAUUGUUCCUUGUUGUAUUUAAUUGUCAUUGCUCUAUUCAUGACAAUUUUUCUAGGUAAAUCUUGGGCCAUAGUGUUAACAUUAUCAUGGCUUUAUUCUAUCCCUUAUUAUCAGACUCGACAACAAUAA